AGACUCGCCGAUAAAAAAAAAACCGCAAAAAGCACAGAAACAGAUAACUGAUCAACUGUGAAAGGACAGCAAAUUCCCAGACUGCUGCAUCCCUGGUAAAAUUUAGAAUAACAAACGAAAACAUUCACUACAGCUAAGAAAAAUAUGGACAACAGUAAGCAAACUGUUGUUGUAACAGGGUUUGAGCCAUUUGGAGAGCACACUAUUAAUGCCAGUUGGGUAGCAGUCCAGGAACUAAAGAAGCUGGGCCUGGGAAAGGACAUAGACCUGCAUGUGUAUGAGGUGCCUGUCGACUACCAGGCAGUCCAGAGUUUGAUUCCAUCACUAUUGAAGCAGUAUCAUCCCCAGUUAGUGGUCCAUGUUGGAGUCUCAGGUAUGGCCACCACCGUUACCUUAGAGAAAUGUGGCCGUAACCAUGGCUACAAGGGUCUGGACAACAGCCGCUUCUGUCCCCAUUCUCAGUGUUGCAUUGAGGGGGGCCCAGACUGCAUUGACUCAGUUAUUGACAUGGAAUCGGUCUGCAAAAGAGUGACAGCCUCUGGACUAGGAGUAGCAGUCUCCAUCUCUCAAGAUGCUGGCAGAUACCUCUGUGACUUCACCUACUACACCUCUCUGUACCUGAGCCAUGGGCACUCGGCAUUCAUCCACGUGCCUCCCAUAGAGAAGCCUUAUAGUGGAGUGGACUUGGGUAGGGCCCUCCAAGCCAUCAUACAAGAGAUGUUGAACAUGCUCGACCAAACCAAAGAGAAGAUCCACUGCCAGCGUGUGCACUAAUUUACCUGUGAAAGCCAACUGCCUUUAACCCCUUACACACAAGAGAGAUUAUGCACUUAACCACAACUAGCCAAACAAUGUUUUUGUUUCAUUACCUCUUCUGGUGCAAAUUCAAAGAUGGCAACCAUACAGACACUUCCAGUUGACUUAUUUCACAGCCAUUUCGUCACAUUCUUCAUUGCUGUUUCCUCAAGCUCUUGACCUGGCCCAUUUAAAAAAAGAAAAAGAAAAAAAUCUUAAUGGUUAUGAUGAGGUGAGUAAAGCUGGUUCGGUGUUUUGGUGUAACGAGCUUUCCCCACAUUCUGUUGACACAGAGAUUGAGCAUGACGAUUUGAACUGGAAUAACAGGAAUUGACAGAAGUGAGCCACAUGCUUGUUCUAAGAGCGCUACUCUUUUUGAAUCUGAGAAGCUUCCAUGGUUUUGACUCUUUAUCCAUACUUACACUGCUAUCUCAGAAACAGGGUUAGUGUAUGGAAUAGCCCUUUUUUGCAUCAACUCAAUGUACAAGUUCCACAUUAUUUAUUGUUAUCUAUCUAGUUAUUUAAGGGGAAUUUCUGUCUUUGGUUGUUAUUCAUCAUCUUGAAGAGCUAUUUUUGUAACCAGCUUUUUCAUUAAAGUCUUAAGCGUCCACUUGUUGGUGCUACUUAAGUCAUGCUAGUACUUCCUGGAUUUGAUGUAUAUGAAAUGCCCGGCCUUUUCCUCUCCACUCACCAACAAAACCAGCGAACUACAACUUCUGAUAAGGAUAAAAAAGGACUUCUCACCUCUUUCUUUUUUAUGCUGUGGGUCUAGCCAGCUUCCAGGUCUACAGGGCUGAUCACGUCCCGAAGCAGUGCAAUAAAUCCAGCGGUGGUUUGUUUCUACGUCACCCAAUGCUGGUGCAAUGAUGACACUUCUAAGUCUCCAGAUCUGGAAUCUAUUUUCAUCCACUGCAAACCUUUUUAUUCACCCUGUGAAUUUUCCUCAGUCAUUCUGGCCGGAGUCUAUAUCGCUCCGAGCACCUGUGCACACAGAGCAACAUCUACUGGCUGAUCAGAUCAGAGGUGGAAAGAGAAUACCCAGAUUCUACUUUGACCAUCAAUGGGGGGAUUUUAACCAUACCAGCCUACAACAGGAACUUCCCAGAUACAAACACUUGGUGAAAUGUUCAACAAGUCAAGAAAAAAAUUCUGGACCAUGUUUACAGCACUUUUAAAGGGACAUACCAUGCUGUCUCCCAUGCUCCCUAAGGGAACUCCGACCAUGUGAUGCCACACCUCAUCCCUGCAUACAGACAUCAACUAAAAACAGCCAAGCCUGUCAAACAUGUGGAAAUAAGACUGACGAGGCCAUUGGGAAGUGAAAGCACUGCCUAGACACCACAAAUUGGAACAUAUUCAAGGACAGCAAAGCCAACAUACACGACUACACAGACAGAUUCACAUCCUACAUCGGUGUAUGUGAGGAGAACUACAUACCAUCCAAACAUUUUUCUAUCACACUUCAACGACAAGCCAUGAGUCACUGGUGAGCUUAGGGCUCUCCACAGUGCCGAAGAGCAAGACCAGGGUACUCUAUAGAGGUCAAGAAAAAGCUACUCUCAGGAAUGAAGGCAGCCAAACAGCAGUACAAAGACAGACUAGAGCAACUGCUCGUCUGUCUGGAAAGGACUGAAAGAAAUGUCCAACUAGAAACCUAAAACUACAAACCCUAACCCCUCACUGCCGAAUAAACUCAACAAGUUCUACUGCAGAUUUGACACACCCUCCACCUACCCCUCCUUGCCACUUCCCCCUCUCACCCAUCUACCCCAUCCCACCCCUCCCUUCCCCAUUUCUCUCCAGGCUCCUCUCUCCUCUACUUAAUACUUAAGUCUAUUGACGCCACGUGCAUCAAUAUAAGUAAUACAAUUUUAAAAAUCAUCAUCCCCAUUUUUUUACAUGGGUUACGUCUCAAUCCACCGCAUCCACCUAUGGCGGCCUUUCCGUAUCUGCGGUGGAAGCUAACAGAGCUAGAGCUGUCAGACCAUGAGACAUCCUGAAAAAUCUAGCUUCUCACAAAAACGUCUGUAGCUUCCGAACGGUUUGGCCUACAAACUAAUAACCACUCAAUGGAAAGGGGAGACUCUCACAAACACAAUGGUGUUCUCCUGUGUCACGGGGACCUAUCUUAAGAUACUUCCAUUCAUUUGUAUGGGUUAUGGGAGUAGAAAUAAGAGGUUAAAUGUGUAUCCAACCUUCAAAACCUUAUUCCUUUAUGAUUUUUUUUCUUAUUUUUUCUUAUUUUUUGCCAUUUAUGAAUGUUUAUUCAAUGUGUUUCUAUGGGAUAUAGUAAUGGCCAAGUUCAAUAUUUUAUCAACAUUUUUUUAUAUAUUUUUUAAAUGUUUACACCUAAAGGUGUGCUAAAAUUCCAAAUCAAAUAGCUAAAUGAUCCAUGGUAUGACCAUCUUAAAACAAUUCCACGUGUUAUGUCAGCUUAGUAACCCUCCCCUCAAAUGGCUUAGAUAUUUAGAGGUUUAAAGCACUGCGCGGACCAGCUCUCCCGUUUUCACUGACCAUAUUCUACCAGUCAUUAGAGCAAUGCACUGUUCCUGCCUGUUUCAAAUCUUCCAUCAUUGUUACAGUCCCAAAAAAACCUAAAGGUGUCCUGCCUGAACUUUUACAGACCUGCAGUGCUCACCUCGGUAAUCAUGAAAACCUUUCAGCGCCUUGUACUGUCCCAUCUCAAAACCAUCACUGACGCCUCCCUCAACCCACUGCAGUUUGCCUACAGAGCUGACAGGUCUGUGGACGACACUGUCGAAAUGGGCCAACACUACAUCCUCAAACACAUCGAUAACCCAUAGACAUAUACAAGGACAUAGUUUGUGGACUUUAGCUCUGCUUUCAUUACAUUAUCUCAGAACUGCUACAAGACAAACUGUCCUAGCUGAACGUGUCCAGCUCCAUCUAUCAGUGGACUACUGACUUCCUAACCAACAGGACGCAACACGUGAAGCUGGGAAAACACCUCUCGGACUCUUUAUCCCUCAGCACCAGAGUGCCGCAAGGAUGCGUGCUCUCACCUAUACUCUACUCACUUUGCACCUCUAACAACGCAUCUGUCAAACUACUCAAGUUUGCAGAUGACGCCACUCUGGUCGAUCUCAUCACCGAAGGCGAUGAGUACAUGUACCGUGGAGAGGUCAACCAACUAGUGGCCUGGUGCAGUCAAAAUAACCUGGAACUCAGCACAGACAAAACCGUUGAAAUGGUGGUUGACUUAAGAAAACGCCCCCCACCAUCUCUCCCCCUCGAGAUUGUUGGCUCAGCUGUUAGCACGGCUAAAUCAUUCAAAUACCUGGGGACCAUCAUCUCCCACAAUCUCAAAUUGGAGGACAACAUCACAGAGGUCACCAAGAAGGCACACCAGUGGAUGUACUACUUGCAGCAGCAAAACACAAUCUCCCAGCCAUACAUUAUCUGGUUUUAAGCAUCAAUCGUUGAGUCCAUCCUUCAUCUCCUCCAUCACUGUCUGGUUUGGGUCUGCCCACUGCAAGGGCAAACUGCAACACAUACCCAAAAUGUCUUGCCACCUGAAUAGUUUCUUCCCCCAGGCUGUGGCCCUCACCAACCGGCUAUCUGGCCCAUAGAGACUAAAGCACUAUGCACUCUAUGCUGCACACCGCAUCAGGCCAUCUCUGAACUGUAUACAAAAUAACUGCAUUUCACUCUGUCCAGCUCUCUGCAUUUAGAUAGAUUCAUACUGUAAAUGUGUACCCACUGUACAUUUGUAUAUCUGCUCAUUCUCUAUGUUCACUUUACCUAGUUGUAUAUAAUGUGUGUAAACUUCGUUGUCUGUAUUCUGUCUCUAAAUGUUGUCUAUCACAAGCAGCUGGCACCAUAUCACCAAGUACAACUCUGACUAUUUGUAAAUGUACUUAGUGAAUAAAGGUGAUUCUGAUGGUGCUUUCAUAAGGUGUUUUGC
Molecule: messenger RNA, 4720 nt
Organism: Oncorhynchus kisutch (coho salmon)
Lineage: Eukaryota; Metazoa; Chordata; Actinopteri; Salmoniformes; Salmonidae
Product: pyroglutamyl-peptidase 1-like
Exons: 5
Coding region: 145-774 (209 amino acids)
Biological process (GO): proteolysis
Cellular component (GO): cytosol
Molecular function (GO): pyroglutamyl-peptidase activity
Source: RefSeq, a predicted model, not a curated record